This is a messenger RNA of Myxozyma melibiosi, 1061 nucleotides long. RefSeq lists its product as uncharacterized. The transcript has 3 exons. The annotation marks the transcript as partial. NCBI's taxonomy places the organism in Eukaryota, Fungi, Ascomycota, Lipomycetes, Lipomycetales, Lipomycetaceae. The record is from RefSeq and is a predicted model, not a curated record.
ACAAUAUGCUUCUUAUAUGACACAGCCGGCAGAGACUCUUGAGCAGAAUCUGGUAUUUAGUAGAUUGUUGUGCGUUUGAACAGGAACGACGACGGCGACCUCACUGAUCCCGAUCCAAGUGUGACGGUCUCCCAUGCUGUCGCAGCACCAACAGCAGCACCAGCAGCCAUCUUUCACACCAAACCUCAGUGCAGCCAAAGACCAGUCGCAGCAGCAGCAGAAUUCAAUGUUUUCCUCACAAUUAGCGUCGGGGAGCAAUACACCCGGUAACACCUUCAGCGCAAACAGCAGCAGCAGCAACAACAACAACUUCAGCAGCAGCACGAACAGCAACAACAGUAUGAACGGAGGCGGAUUGAUCGACGUCUCGAGUAAUAUUGCAAUCGACCUGGACGACGACCUGCCGCUUGCGUUUGUGGCCUCGGCGGUUAAGCAGCAGGCUGAUAGUUUCCCGCCGGGAUCGAACGGGGACCAACAAGGGACCGGUACGCUAAAGUCAGCGGACGAGCUGAACGAAGGACUGAAGAAGCUUGAUGAGCUGUAUGAGGAGCUAUUACAACUGCGGGUCGCUACGCCCAAUCUUCUUCGCGCACUAUCAAAGUCAGAUCCCGGAACCAAACCCGAGGACAUCUACCGCGCCUUCGCGUCCAACGCGCGCGGCAUCUCCGCCGCAAUCGACAAAUUCACAAAAGACAUGCACGACGCCGCGCCCUUAUUCGACUACGCCACCAAGAGCCGAGUAAAGAAUCCGAACGGUAUUGUCCGCGGCUCGUACGAUGACGACUUUGACGUCGAGAGCAUGGCCGAAACCGUCGAGCUGCCUGAGGAGCUCGUGGCUGCUGCUGCUGCUGCUGGUACCUCAGCGCAGAAUAACAACAACGGAGCUGUAAAGACAAACACUGAAGAGAGCGAGCAUAAAUUCGAGCCGUUUUCGAGCGGCGACGUGGUUGAUCUCGACAACGACAUCAAGAUGGAUGAUCUUACGGGGACCGCCGACGGCAUGUCGUUUGGCGACUCGAUGAUGAGCAUGAUGGGCGACGGCAGUAGCAACGCCGUCCUGG